Molecule: messenger RNA, 1611 nt
Organism: Naegleria lovaniensis
Lineage: Eukaryota; Heterolobosea; Eutetramitea; Acrasida; Naegleriidae
Exons: 1
Coding region: 1-1611 (536 amino acids)
Biological process (GO): proteasome assembly
Cellular component (GO): cytosol
Source: RefSeq, a predicted model, not a curated record
AUGGCGAUUGACUUGGCUCAAAUUAAAACGUGGAUUGAGAGCGGAAAGAAAGCAAGUAUUAUCAAAGCAUUGGAAAGUCUUCAAGCUUACAUGUUGCAACAAUCGGAUCAUUUUGUUGCAAAAGAGAGAGUGAGAGAAAUUUCUCAACAAAUUCCGAUCCAUAGUUUUUUACCAUGCUUUGAUACAAAAUCGUUGGAGCAAUUACAAUUGGCUGUUUCAGUCUUUGGGAAGAUUUUGGACGAGGUAGAUAUUGAUUCUGCCUUGCGGAAUGAUUCCAUGGUUUUGCAAUUCUUGGAUCUUGGCUACAAACAUCCGUUCGAAAUUGUGAGAAGACUCACAAUCAAUCAGUUGGCAAAAUGUUCCAGCGAUACAUUGUUAAGUAGACCUGAUCUGUUUUGUACUAUUUUAUAUUGUGGAAUGAUUGACUCGGAAAUAUCGGUCCAAAAGAUUUCUCGUCAAAUCAUUUUAACCGUUGCAUCACAACCAGAGGGUAUUAAGAAAUUAUUCGAAGAAUAUCGUAGCUAUUUAAUAGGACCGCUGAUUCAGUACUUGACACACGAAAAGAAAGAUGAUAUUAUCAAAUUCCGAGUGCAUGAUUUAAUGGCCUCAUUAAGUUCUAUUUCUAUUGAGGCAUUUGAGGUAAUUGAGAAGAAUGACAUUUUCAAACUUUUUGCAGAGGACUUGGCGAGAUCCAAGGACGACAUACUCUCUCUUUUAAACCUUCUGGAAAUAUUCAAGCACUAUUGUGUUUCCAGUUACAACAAAUUGGGAGCAGUAUCUCUCAAGAAAUAUGGCUCCUUCGAUUUAUUGAUGAAAAUAUUGACAGAAAAUCAGAACGAUCCUCUUACGUACUCCUUUAUUUUGAACUUGAUUGCUGAUUUAUCAGACGCUUCGGAAGAUUUAUUUGAUGCAUCUCUACCAAAUUCUGUUAUUGAAAAGAUUUUCCAUGAGGAUUUGUCCAACACUCAUGUCAAGGAGUCUCAAAUUGUGGCAAUAUCAGUAAUUGGAGCACUUUGUAAAUCCUCCCUUAAAAACCUGCAACAAAUACUAUUGAGCAACCAUGAAAGAUGCGCACAAUUCCUAGUGUUUUUUGUUGAGUCGAUCAAUGACCAAAUAGCUCAAACCUUUUAUCACUCAUUAGGGUCUAUUUUAGAAUCAAAAAGAAUUGAUGAUGAAAGCGCUGAAAAACUGGUUUCCAUUCUAGAGAGUAUUCUUAAAAAGCGAACGGAGCCAACAAUAACACAACCUUCUGCAAGUUUUAUCAUGAACUAUGCCAUGUACAACCUGAAACCUCCUUUCCCUGACAUUAGAUGCGCUGUUUAUCACCUCCUGAAGGGAUUAGGAUCAAGAUUCAACAUUGUUAAAGACCACAUUAACGUUUAUCCUGCAUUUUUCGAUUACAUCACCAACAGAACUACUGAGCCCAACAAGGAAACCAAGGAAUGGAAAUACAGUGUGGUUGAAGCCUUACACAACACUCUUCAUGGACAUCCUCAUGGCUCAGUUAUUGACUCGAAGCACAUGAUUGACCUUAAAACUUAUAUCAUCAGAGGUGCAUAUGUUGGUGACAAGGUUGAAGCACAAGUUGCCGUUCAAAGCGAAGUCUUGUAG